AUGUCCUUCGCCAUGCUGCGCUCGGCGCCGGGGCGCUUCCUGUACCCCGAGAUCAGCGCGCUGUCCGAGGACGAGGAGAACAGCGAGAGCUCGGGCUCGGAGGAGAAGCCCUUCCACGUGGAGGGCGACGCGUUCGGCAUGCGGGGCGGCAAGCGGCGGCCCGGCAAGAGCCGCGGGCGGCUGGCGCGGGAGCCGCGGCAGCGGCACACGGCGAACGCCCGCGAGCGGGACCGCACCAACUCGGUGAACACGGCGUUCACGGCGCUGCGCACGCUCAUCCCCACCGAGCCGGCCGACAGGAAGCUCUCCAAGAUCGAGACGCUGCGCCUCGCCUCCAGCUACAUCUCGCACCUGGGCAACGUGCUGCUGCUCGGCGACGCGGGCGGCGGAGGGCAGCCGUGCCACGGGGCGGCGGCGGCGGCGGCGGGGCCGGGAGCGGCGGCGGCGGCGGCGGCGGCGGCAGCGGCGUUCUGCAGCGGAGGGAGCGCGUCCCCGCCCGGGCGGGAGAGCGAGAGCGGGCAGCCGCGGCAGAUCUGCACCUUCUGCCUCAGCAACCAGCGCAAAAUGGUGAGCGGCGAUGGUGGGGAUAACGGGAAUAACGGGGAUACCGGGAUCCGGGAUAGCGGGAAUGGGGUCCGGGAUAGCGGGAAUGGGGUCCGGGAUAGCGGGAAUGGGGAUCCCGGGGUGCCCAGCCCCGGCAGAUCGGCACCUUCUGCCUCAGCAACCAGCGCAAAAUGCCGCGGCAACAAAGGCACGGACGGACGGACGGACGGACGGACGGAGGGACGGACGGGGCCGCACGUGCGGUGCGGGCAGCGAGAACGGCGGGGAGGGGUUGGGGAGGGCAUGGGCAUGGAGAACGGGAACGGGAUCCCUAAAAACGGGGAUGGGAAACGGGAAUGGGAUCCCUAA
Melospiza melodia melodia is the source of this 912-nucleotide messenger RNA. RefSeq names its product basic helix-loop-helix transcription factor scleraxis-like. NCBI's taxonomy places the organism in Eukaryota, Metazoa, Chordata, Aves, Passeriformes, Passerellidae. The transcript has 2 exons. Gene Ontology annotation, molecular function: DNA-binding transcription factor activity, RNA polymerase II-specific; RNA polymerase II transcription regulatory region sequence-specific DNA binding; protein dimerization activity. The coding region runs from base 1 to 912 and encodes 303 amino acids. Gene Ontology annotation, biological process: developmental process; regulation of transcription by RNA polymerase II. The record is from RefSeq and is a predicted model, not a curated record.